Messenger RNA from Clupea harengus (Atlantic herring), 2323 nucleotides. RefSeq names its product low density lipoprotein receptor class A domain containing 2 (gene ldlrad2). Gene Ontology annotation, molecular function: protein binding. The record is from RefSeq and is a predicted model, not a curated record. NCBI's taxonomy places the organism in Eukaryota, Metazoa, Chordata, Actinopteri, Clupeiformes, Clupeidae.
UCCAAGAAAUGUUUGCAUUGUGCAUGGGACCCUGACUUUUUGCCACCAAUCUGAAGACUCUCCGUGUAUUGUGCAAGGAAGGUCGGACACGACGAACUCCGCUUGAAUAUCUGGAGCCUCUCGGGAAGUUGUGAUGGCCAAGCUGAUAAAAGACGUACAGCAUGUGUUCAAAUUGUUCGUUGUUAUCAGUGUGAUGACUUUCAAGCCCACCAGCGCCAUUGAGACAGUGAAUGUGGUGGAUUUCUGUGGCCAAACGAUCCACGGGGACGGGCUGAUCAUCAACUCCCACCAGGAGUCGAAGAAGUACUACUUUGUCACCAUGGGAACGGACUGUCACUUCACCAUGCAAGCCAACAUGCUGCAAGAGAGGGUGCUGUUCCACUUCCGCUUCUUCCUGGUCUACAGCCUCCUGCGGGUCGCCCCCCUCAGCCCCCCCUCCCCCCUCUUCCCAGAGUCUGCCAGUGACCCCUCCUCACUCUCCCGCCGCCCUGUGUGGCCUGACCACCGCCAUGAUGUGGAGUCAACCUCUAGGGACGUCCAGGAGGACCCCUGCUAUGCUGGCUCUUACAUACAGUUCUACGACGGCCCCAGCAAGAAUUCACCCCCCAUCGGGCUCCCGUUGUGUGGAAAGAGUCCACCACAGCCUGUGCUCUCCACAGGAAACUACCUGACGUUGAGACUCGUCACGAGGGGUACGCAGCCCAGGGUUGAUUUUGUCGGAGACUUCACAUCUUUCAGAUUGGGUUCCAACCAAUCAGGAUGUGGUAACGAGCGGUACUUCAGCUGCUGGAAUGGGAAGUGCAUUCCAAUGAGUUUGGUUUGUGACGACGACAGAGACAUCGACAACUGCGGGGAUGGCAGUGAUUUAAGAAGUCAUCAUGAGGCCCUGUGCACAAGUCAUCAGUCUGUGAAACUGUCUCCCCGCCAAUCUCAACUCUCCUUCCACAGAAUUGUGGCACUCCUGACAUCCCCACAAACACAGACCCAGUGUCAGACUCCCUGAAGUAUGUGUCCCCUCUGGCUUGGUAUGUGGCCCUCGGGCUCCUGGUGGGCACGGCACUGCUGUGUUGGUGCUGCUGGUCGCCCGGUUGGUGCCUGUGGAGGGUGAGUGUGUGCCGCCUGCUGCCCUGCUGCAACUCCUUCUGUGCGUCGUGCCAGCUGUGCCCGCUCUGUGCCCGCAGCUGCCCUCAGACCAAGGAUCACCGCCUGGCCACGGUCUCUCCCCAGAGCUCACUGACUAAUGCUACCACCAACAACAGCAUCAGUACCACAAUUGUAACUGUGUAACUCUUACAGCAUCACCACACCAAUAGAACAGACUCAAGCCAUUGCUCAGUCAACUGAAACCUUUCUGUUAGAGAGACCAAAGACAUUGACCUGAGUCAUCUGCAUGCGUGCGCUCAGCAGGAAAACCUGUCAUUAUCCAGCUAGUUUUUUUCUGUUGCCUCCUACUCAUGUCAACUCAUGUUUUAAUCAUACGAUUUUUAAACCUGUGUUCCUGUUUCUCUUAAUUGUACAGUUUUGUGACUUUAAAGCAUGUUUCUAGUUUAAAGUACAAAGUAUGUAAAAGUUUAAACUGUAAAAACAAAACUGAAGGGCUUGUAUAGCAAUUUACUCUUAGCCUGGCGUUUGGAUUAUGUUGUUACAAUUCAUGUUUUUUUUUUUUUUUUGGCCUUCAUGGCUGAAUGUCCUCUGUUAGUUGUUAAAUGUUAUUAGGUGCUUAUUAGGUGUUAAUCUAAUCUAAAAGAUGAACUAGAUAUAUGCAUAAUAGUUUGUUGUAUAUCUUAUUCUGAGUGAAGGGACUGUGGUUUGUGGAUAUGGCGGCUGUACACUGAUGUUCGGUGGUUUUGAGACCUGUCUAGUGAAUAUGAUGAUUUAGAACAGAUAUAUUCUUGUGCUGAAUUUGAGCAUUUUGUGAAAAAAUUGUAGAACUGUACUUGUUUUGAAAAAUAUGCAUAUAUACAUAAAAUGUGGGGUUAUUAGUUAAAGGCAAGAGGCUUGCACACAGUAGUACAUAUACAGGACAUGUUAGGCCUACAAGUAUCAAACAGGACAAGGGUAUACACUAAACUAAAACCCCAAAUCAGAAAAAGUUGGGACGGUAUGUUAAAUUAAAAUUAAAACUGAAAACAUUCAUUUGAAAAUUGUCUUGGACCUGUAUUACAUUGAAAACAAUAGAUUAUUUGAUGUUUUACCUCAUGAAUUGUAUUGUUUUUUUUCGAAAUAAACACUCUUGUGAUUCUUGCAACAUAUUUCAAAAAACGUUGGGACAGUAAAGCAUUUAUCACUUUGUAUCAGGGACGUGCACAGGAAUUUUGAAGGG